ACACACCAAACUUGAUUCUCUUCUUCCAACUAAAAGUUCUAAGUAUGCUUUAGUUUCUUAAGCCUAGAUUCUAAAGUGGUGGUAGUUUUAUCCUACGAAGAAAUUUCCUGUAACCCUAGGCUUGAUUGAGGGUGGAAAUAUUCUUUACGGAAAGUGAACUUUGUUCACGACUCUAUCACAAUCCUAGUCACCCGGUCUCGGGCUUUCGUACGUGUACCCUCAUCCCUAAAAGUUCCAACAAUCGUAAAGAAUAUUUCUCUUGUACGAUGGCUCGUACUUCUCCUUAAAAGGAACCCUCUCUCCAUGGGAAAAUUGAGAAAUUCGAUGGGGAACCGUCAAUGGCAAAAGAAGAUGCGUUUUCUUCUUACUACUCUCAAGGUGGGGUAUGUGAUUAGUACCCCAUGUCCAGAAUGUAACUUGGAGGAGGAAGGGGUCGACAAUGAGGAAUUGAAGAAGCGACUUCGUAAAAUGAAGAAGUGGGAGAACGACAACUACCUUUGCGUAGGACACAUACUCAAUGGUUUGUCGGACUCUCUAUUCGACAUUUACGAAAUGUAUGCCAAUGCCUCGGAACUUUGGGAUGCAUUAGAGGCAAAGUAUUUGGCUGAUGAUGCAUCGACCAAGAAGUUUCUUGUAAGUAAUUUCAACACUUACAAGAUGAGCGAUUCUCGCCCAGUGAAGGAGCAAUAUAACGAAUUACUUCGAAUCUAUGGUCAGUUUACUCAACACAAUCUGAACAUGGAUGAGGCGAUCGCUGUGUCGAGUAUAAUCGACAAACUGCCACCUUCUUGGAAGGACUUUAAGCAUAUGCUUAAACACAAGAAGGAAGAGUUGGAUUUAACCCAACUCGGUACCCACUUGCGCAUAGAGGAAAACCUCAGGGUGCAAGAGGGUGUGAAGCCAAAAGAAUCGUCAUCGGUUCACAUGAUAGAGAUUGGAGAGUCUUCUACCCAGAAGAAGGGAAAGAAACGUUCUCGCGACAAGGGCUACAACUCAUCCAAGGCCGACAAAAACAAGAAAGCUAAGCCUACUUGUUGGAAGUGUGGGAAAUCGGGGCAUUUCAAGCGUGAUUGUCACAUGGAAAAAUCAAAGAAUAGAUGAUGAUAUUGCUUGGUGGGUGGACUCUGGAGCUAACAUACAUGUAAGCAAGGAUCGCAAAUGGUUCAAAACUUACAAACCAGUGGAAGACGGUUCUGUUCUCCAUAUGGGCAAUGAGUCAACUGCUCCAGUCGAAGGACGUGGCACCGUAGAGUUGGAAUUUACUUCCGAAAAGACUCUUGUACUUAGGGAUGUGUUACAUGUACCUAAGAUUAGGAAAAUUUUGGUUUCUGGAAGUGUACUAAAUAAACUUGGAUAUCGUCA
This is a messenger RNA of Linum trigynum, 1362 nucleotides long. The record is from the annotation of a GenBank genome assembly. Lineage: Eukaryota; Viridiplantae; Streptophyta; Magnoliopsida; Malpighiales; Linaceae.